CCGUGCGCCACGGUUUGCUCGCACAGGUAAUUGCAGUUACGUUAGCAGUGACCACUGUGGUGGGAGGAGAAACCGGGACGGCGAGCCUGAAAAACGCGUUUGGUAACGCGUCGGAUCCUUUGGGCUUCACUCUGCGCUCUGCAGCCGGAGCGGCCCGUCAGGUCACGCGCGCUCCCGCGGGCCACGCCAGCGUUGCUCUCAGCCUUCCCCGCACUCUGGUGCCCGUUUUAGUCGAUUUUAUCCGAGCGGACGGUGACGCGGGGCUUGGAGAUGGACGGCGGCGCGCUGAGGCGGCUGGAGAGGAGCAGCCACACGGCGUUCAUCCACAACAACACGCUGUACGUGUGGGGAGGCUACCAGGUGGUCGCCGGGGAGGACGUCAUGUUGCCUGGUGACGAGAUCUGGCUCUGUGACCUGGACAGUGGCACAUGGGAGCAGAGGAGCAUCACCGGUGACAUCCCAUCAGACUUGUCAGGUUUCUGUGGCUCUCUCCUCAAUGGGAUGCUCUACAUCUUUGGGGGCUGUGACCCCAGUAGCUACUCCAACCAAAUGUUCCGUCUCAACCUCACAGAGCAGAGCUUCUCUUGGGUGAAGGUGAUCGGCACCAAGGGGACGACGCCGUCGCCGCGGAGCAAACACUCCUGCUGGGUGCACAGAGACCGAUUCAUCUACUUUGGUGGCUAUGGAUGCAAAACCAUAGGGGAGGUGCAAAACACACCGUCGUCAAAUUUUGUCGUGGAAGAGAUGUCCUGGACGACAAUUGGAAACACGAUCUUCAGGUGCUGGGGCUGGAACAACGAGGUCAAUGUGUUUGAUACGCACUCGGCCACGUGGACCAUGCCGGAGACCCGCGGUCCUGCUCCUUCUCCCAGAGGCUGCCAUGCCAGCGCCCUGCUAGGAAACAAAGGCUACGUCUGUGGCGGCUGGGAGGCAGCAGAGCUGGACAUGUUCUGCUUGGACCUGGACACCUGGACCUGGACUCAAAUAGACUCACCAUCGCCCUGCGUUCCCCUGGGCCGCUCCAUGCACACCAUGACAGCCGUGUCCCAUCACAGCCUCUUCAUAUACGGAGGCCUGGGCGUAGAUGGAAACACUCUCAACGACGCCUGGGAGUUCAACGUACAGAAGAAAUGCUGGAACAAGUUGAGGCAUCCACACCAGGAUAAGCCCAGGGUCUGUCACACGGCGUCCCUGGGGAGCGACGACGACGUGGUCGUGUUCGGGGGAAGCAGCAACCUGCGCAUCCUCAUGGACUCGGUGGCUGUUCUCAGGGCUCCAACACAAACUCACUGCAGAGACGUGAUCAUAUUUCAGACGCAGCCGUACUCUCUGUUCAGGUUGUGUGAGGACUUCAUAGGGAAAAACUCUGAGCUGUUUGCGAAGCCCAUAAAAUGGUUGCCGUCAAAACUGAGAAGCAAAGUUGAGAAGAGAGUCUCCUUUUUCUCCAACAUGAAGCCUGUCCCUACGACUUGAAGUCAGACUGUAGUCAUUGACUACUUUAAAUGUGAGCUGAUGUUUAAUUUAAAUUAUGGUGCUGAAAGUGCAUGGUUUUAACUCUCACAACUAAACACACUGUAAAUAAAGUGUUUUCUUAUUUUUAGAUAAACAGAUUUGGUCAGUGAAACUUUUAGUCCAGUGAUUUUUGAUGUUUUGAAAUUUGUUGAAUAAAAUUAUUGUUUACAUGUCA
Betta splendens (Siamese fighting fish) is the source of this 1687-nucleotide messenger RNA. Its product is annotated as kelch domain-containing protein 1-like. The record is from RefSeq and is a predicted model, not a curated record. The transcript has 13 exons. Gene Ontology annotation, molecular function: protein binding. The coding region runs from base 271 to 1473 and encodes 400 amino acids. NCBI's taxonomy places the organism in Eukaryota, Metazoa, Chordata, Actinopteri, Anabantiformes, Osphronemidae.